Molecule: messenger RNA, 2589 nt
Organism: Bufo bufo (common toad)
Lineage: Eukaryota; Metazoa; Chordata; Amphibia; Anura; Bufonidae
Gene: SEPTIN6
Product: septin 6
Exons: 10
Coding region: 36-1340 (434 amino acids)
Biological process (GO): cilium assembly; cytoskeleton-dependent cytokinesis
Cellular component (GO): cell division site; microtubule cytoskeleton; septin complex
Molecular function (GO): GTPase activity; molecular adaptor activity; GTP binding
Source: RefSeq, a predicted model, not a curated record
UAGGUUUCCUGUGCAGUUUCUGUGAGGGAUUGACCAUGGCGGCUACUGAGAUAGCGCUGCAGAUGGGCGAAGGGUGCCGUACUCUCCCUCUGUCUGGACAUGUGGGGUUUGACAGCCUGCCGGACCAACUGGUUAACAAAUCAAUUAAUCAUGGCUUUUGUUUCAAUAUCCUGUGUGUGGGUGAGACGGGUCUUGGCAAAUCCACUCUUAUGGAUACAUUAUUUAAUACAAAGUUUGAAGCGGAACAAACUUUGCAUUCACAGCCUGGGGUUCAGCUGAAAUCGAGCACCUAUGAUCUGACAGAAAGUAACGUUCGGCUGAAAAUGACCAUUGUUAGUUCUGCAGGUUUUGGAGAUCAGAUUAAUAAAGAAGACAGUUACAAGCCCAUCGUUGACUUCAUUGACUCCCAGUUUGAGGCAUACCUGCAAGAAGAGCUGAAGAUUAAAAGAGUUCUUCAUAAUUACCAUGACUCUCGUAUACAUGCAUGCCUCUACUUUAUUGCCCCUACUGGACACUCCUUGAAAUCUCUGGACCUGGUGACUAUGAAGAAACUGGACAGUAAGGUUAAUAUCAUUCCAAUUAUUGCAAAGUCGGAUGCCAUUUCUAAGAGUGAGCUGACAAAAUUCAAGAUAAAAAUCACAAGUGAGCUGGUUAGUAAUGGCGUGCAGAUCUAUCAAUUCCCAACAGAUGACGAAACCGUGGCAGAGAUAAAUGGAACAAUGAAUGCUCACUUACCAUUUGCUGUCGUUGGAAGCACAGAGGAAGUCAAAAUAGGAAACAAAAUGAUGAAGGUUCGGCAGUACCCAUGGGGAACUGUACAAGUUGAGAAUGAAACACAUUGCGACUUUGUCAAGUUGAGAGAAAUGCUCAUACGGGUGAACAUGGAAGAUCUACGGGAGCAAACACACACACGUCAUUAUGAACUAUACCGAAGGUGCAAGCUAGAGGAGAUGGGGUUUAAAGACAAUGACCCUGACAACAAACCGUUCAGCUUGCAGGAGACAUAUGAAGCAAAAAGGAAUGAAUUUUUAGGAGAGCUGCAGAAGAAAGAAGAAGAAAUGAGACAGAUGUUUGUGCAAAGGGUGAAAGAGAAGGAGGGAGAACUAAAGGAAGCUGAAAAAGAGCUCCAUGAGAAGUUUGACCGUCUGAAAAAACUACAUCAAGACGAGAAGAAAAAGUUAGAAGAUAAAAAGAAAAGCUUGGAAGACGAAUUAAAUGAAUUUAAAAAGCGGAAGACUGCAACAGAAUUGCUCCAGUCCCAGGCGCAACAAGCAGGUGGAUCACAGACCCUAAAACGAGAAAAGGAGAGAAAAAACAACCCUUGGCUGUGCACUGAAUAAUAUUACCACUCUGAUGGAAAUGCCUUCCUAAAAUUGCACCUAUGUUUUACGAAUCACAUUGAUAUUCGUUUGCUUUAAGGAUCGUUAAAUGUCAAUUUUUGUGCAGCAGUUGUUUAAAAAUGAUUAACUACAGUAAUCCUGUAGGAGGUUUAAUAGUCGUAAUGGGUUCUCCAGUUUUACUGUUUUCUGAUGUGUCAUUUGGACAUGUCAAAAAACUGCGGACAUGAGUAUUGCUGAUAUCAGAAGCUGUGGAAGUGGCGAAUCAUGGAACUAUCAAAUUGAAAAGGGUCAAGCUGUUUAGUUGGGCACCAAUUUUAUAAUUAGGGUUCAUGCACACGACCGUAUGUAUUUUGCGGUCCACAAAAAAACGGGUGACGUCUGUGUUACAUCGUUUUAACAAUGCCUGUCCUUGUCCUCAAAACGGACCAGAAUAGGACAUUUUAUUAUUUUGCGGAACGGACAUACGGAUACGGAAUGCACACAGUCAUUUUCGUUUAUCUGCGGCCCCAUUUGAAAUUAAUGGUUUUGCAUACGGGCCGCAAAAAAAUCGCAAACUGACAAAAAAUGUUUGUGUGCAUGAGCCCUUAGAAUGUUGAAAUUGGAGAAUCCAUCUAAAGAGGUAUUCUGCUCUUCAACUUUUAUGGAAUAUCUAGAGGCCGCCUCACCAGACGGGGAGCAGGUUGGGGGACCCUUCCCAUUCUAAAGAUAGCUGUGAUUAGAUUAUAUAGGUUAUGAAUGACACAUAAUAGAAUACCCCUUUAAGUAUUGUGUAUUUUGAAUACAUUUUUUAUUUUUAAGGAAACUUUAAGAUAUAUAUGUUGAAAUUGUAAAUCACUAAUGUUGGUGUAUAGAUCGUAUGUGUACGUGUUCUUCACGUUUUAAAUCACGGUAAUGGCAUUAGUUGAAAUUUUAUGAGGCUGCCCGAUUAAGUCAAGCACUUUUUAAAGGGCCAGCUUCAGAACCCAACUACCAGCUGUUAUUGCUAAGGGAAACCUCAGCAACCUAAAAACUUAUGCUCUAAGGGUAAAUGUAAUAGAACAGGCAGCUAUUCAAACUUUAAUAGCUGCUCUGGCUUCUAGAGGGGGUGCCAAGUGGGGGGACCUCUUGAUGUCUGUAUGUCCUAAUAGGCAACCUCUUUAAUCUUCAGCUAGCAAAGAGUAAAACUAAAUGUGACUAUACACAUCAGACUAAAGUUGAUCAAAACAGACGAUUUCAAUUAAAAGAAAGUUCAUCUGUUGAAUUUUAAGAA